Messenger RNA from Salvia miltiorrhiza (redroot sage), 2340 nucleotides. RefSeq lists its product as uncharacterized. The record is from RefSeq and is a predicted model, not a curated record. Gene Ontology annotation, molecular function: protein binding. NCBI's taxonomy places the organism in Eukaryota, Viridiplantae, Streptophyta, Magnoliopsida, Lamiales, Lamiaceae. The transcript has 12 exons. Bases 150 to 1880 code for a protein of 576 amino acids.
AUUUUUAUCAAGUGUGGUUUUACGAGGGCCUCUCAUUCUCAUACUUCAUCCCUAACCUCUGUCUCUACUCUUACUCCUAAAUCCGAAUUCUGCAUUUCUCUCUCUAAAAUCCCGCUUGAAAUUUAUUUUCUGAAAUAGCACACAAACACAUGAAUCUUCAGUCCUGCUGCUGCUCCUCCCCUUUGCUCCCCCUCCACCCACCCAGGCAACACGCCGCCGCCCCCCACUUUUGCUUCCUCUUUCCCGCCAAGACCAAGCACCACUUCAAUUUUGCUUCCCCCAUUUCCAGACAGACCGCUGCCGCCUCCAACGCCAACAGUCGGGUGUCCUCCUCGCCGGAGGAAGGGAGCAAGCUGGCGUCGGAGCUUCUCCACGAUGAGCUGCUGGCCCGUGUUUCUGCCGCCGCGGACGCCGCCGAGGUCCUGCGUUUAAUUUCGGAGGACCGACGCAGCGGCGGCGUUGUCUCUGCUUCGGACUGCCGGUUGAUUAUUUCUGCCGCGCUUGAUCGUGGCAAUGCUGACUUGACUCUCUCCGUGUUCUCCGCCAUGCGCUCUAGCUUCGGUUCGGGCACAGGUUGGGUGGAGAAUGCUACUUCAGUAGAGAGAUGGAAGUGGUCAAGGCCAGAUGUGAAUACUUAUAUGUUGUUAGUGAAGGGCCUUGCAGCAUCACUAAGGGUUUCAGAUGCCCUUAGAAUGGUUGACUGUGUUUGCCGAGUGGGAGUGUCUCCUGGCGAAGAGGUUCCUUUCGGUAAGGUGGUGAGAUGCCCCACUUGUAUGAUAGCCGUUGCUGUCGCUCAACCACAGCAAGGCAUUCAGGUUGUAUCCUGCUCAAAGUGCCGUUAUCAGUAUGAACUAGUUUCAGGGAACAUCCUCACCAUGGAAUCUGAAGAAAUUGGCAUGGAUGUCCCUGCAUGGAAACGCGGGCUACAGUUCUUGCAAAUUAUGAAACAAAAUAUUCCAGCUGCAGUUCACUCCAUUGUGGUGGAGACCCCUUCUGGCUUAGCAAGAACUCACAGGUUUGCCACUGAAACGGUUGAUCUUCCUGCUCAGGAAGGAGAAAGAGUUACUGUUGCCAUAGCAGCUCCAUUAAGUGUUUACAGAGAGGUUGGUCCUAUAAAGCUGAGUCCACGAGCUCCAAAUUUCUACCCUGGGGAGCCCAUGUGCCUGACAAAUCAUAAAGAUGGUAGAGAAUCGCGAUUAUUAAGAGCCCCCCAAAAAGAUGCUGCCAAUUCCAUACUGAGUCCAUCUAUUUUAUUCCCCAUUCUUGCGGUCUUUGCCACUGGUGAUGCAGCCUCUGGCAUGCUCGAUCCUAGCUUGCCUCAGUUCAUUGCAGCUGCUGCAUUUUCUUCGCUGGCUGUGGGUGUAACUUUUAGCAGUCUGGUUCUUCCUCAGCUUAACAAGCUUCCACAAAGACUAGUGGAUGUAACAUCCAUAAGGCAGCAGCUAUUAUCUCAGUAUGACGUACUCCAGUCUCGCAUCAAGGAAUUGAAGAAGGCUGCUGAAAAUGAGGUCUGGAUGCUUGCUCGCAUGUGCCAGUUGGAGAACAAAAUUUAUGCUGUUGGAGAACCUUCUUAUCGUGCUAGAAGAAAUAGAGUCAAAAGGGUGCGUGAAGGCUUGGAGAGUUCCCUCGAGACUCGGAUUGAACUGAUUGAAAGCUAUGCCAGAAUCUCUUCAAUGAUUGAAAUUGAGGUAGAACUGGACGUGGACGUUGUUGCUGCAGAAGCAAUCAGCAAUGUGGAAAAUAUUGCUCAGCAGAUAGAGCAAAUCAUGGAAAUUGAGAAUCUUGAAGAGAAAUGGAGACUGCAAGCUGAGGCAAAUGAUGAAGCUGAGAGACUUCUUAGUUCUGAGCCAGUUCCUGCCGACCAGAUUUCAGACAGGUAGUCGCUGAAGAACAUGGGGGUGUGAGCAUCACAUCCAUUUCGUACAGAUUCGCCAACGAGGUUAGAUCACUCACUCUAAGCAAUCCAAGUUAUUGCAUCUUGUGCAAGAGAGGAGGUUGGCUUGUUCUAAUUGCUAAAGUGUGUCAAUUAUGAUUUUCGCCUCAUAUUAAUGUGAGAAAAUAUGCUCCAUUAAUCUACAGAGGAUACGUGCUGUUACAGCAUGUGUAGGUUGAAGGAAAUGGAGAGCGACACACAUAAUGUGUUCAACUCUUCUGAUUGAGGGAUAGAAUAUUUUCGACUUAUUUUUCUUGGGAAUUAAUCUCUAUCUCUACAUUGUAAAACUGGAUAAAUGUAAAUGAAAAUGUAUUUAUCCUUCAAAUCAUACCAUUCUGUGCUCACUGUAUUGUAGAAACCAUUUUGGAGUAUGAUCUUUGAUAAUGUAUAUCUAGAUAUUACUUGUA